Molecule: messenger RNA, 336 nt
Organism: Penicillium argentinense
Lineage: Eukaryota; Fungi; Ascomycota; Eurotiomycetes; Eurotiales; Aspergillaceae
Exons: 1
Coding region: 1-336 (111 amino acids)
Molecular function (GO): protein binding
Source: RefSeq, a predicted model, not a curated record
AUGCAUCGACGGGUGUUGGAAGCACGAGAGAAGGUGCUUGGACGCGAGCAUCCCGACACCCUCACCAGUUUCAGUAACCUUGGCAAUGUGCUUGGCAGCCAAGGGAAAAAUGCAGAGGCGGAUAUGAUGCAUCGACGAGACCUGGAAGUGAGUGAGCAAGUGCUUGGACGUGAGCAUCCUGAUACGCUCAGCAGUGUCAGUAAGCUUGGCAAUGUGCUCUUCAUCCAAGGGAAGUAUGAAGAGGCAAAAACCAUGUAUCAACAGGUACUAGAAGGAUAUACAGAAGUGCUUGGACGUGAACAUCCCGAAGCAAUGCCCAGUCUCGAUAUUCUUUAG